AUCACUUUUCAUGUCAUAUCCUCCCUUACUCUCGUCUGGUGCUUUAUAAUCAUCCUUGAUGUUGCGCUUAUACUAGCAGCAAAAAGUAUCGAUUUGUGAAGGAUGCAGAGGACGUUCCCGUCGCGAAAGGGUUGGCACACCUCAUCAUCGGAAGACGAAAACGACGAUUCCUCAACUGCGGAUUCAGAUGCAGAGGAAAAUUUACAGGAGAAACCCUCAACCCUAAUCUCCAAGGACGAACCUUCUCGUGCUGUGAGUUGGAAGCGGAAGAGAAAGGUAAUAGACUUCGAAGCUCUCAGAAAGCAUGGAUAUAGAGGUGGAUUAUCAGUUUUGAAAGUGCCGGAACCAAAGGAGGAAGAUGAGCAGAAGCACGAUUGGUCGUGGUCAAAAGGAAAAGAUGCACGUGAAAAGGAGAAAGAGGAAACUUAUCAAGAUCGGUUGAAGACUAGGGAUGCACUUUUCGAAGCAGAGCAAUUGGUUCAUGCUCGCACCCAGAAAGAGAAGAACCUUUCUUUCUCACAGAAAGAAAAGAGGAAGAGGGAUAUGGGGCAGGCUAGCAGAGGGAAGAGCUAUGUUGAAGAGGAGAAGAGGUUAUUAAGAGAGAGUGGCAUUUACUCAGGUUUUGAUUCUUGAUCCAUUUCACUUCGGUCCUUUAUAAAGAAAAUGUUAUCUUUAACUUGUUAUCAGUUCUAGUUUUUCCUCCAUAGGUUUCUUGGAAAUUUGGAGUGUUCUACGAAAUACCAAUCCUGUGAAACCUUUAAACAAAGAUGUACGUAUGUGUUACUAUUGCUUUUAUAGUUAUAGGUUUGUCUUCAUCUAAGAUCUUUGGAUCUAU
Messenger RNA from Cuscuta epithymum, 835 nucleotides. The record is from the annotation of a GenBank genome assembly. Lineage: Eukaryota; Viridiplantae; Streptophyta; Magnoliopsida; Solanales; Convolvulaceae.